UGACACUGCCCAGCUCCAAGCCAUGCUGGAUGAUGGGGUCUCUCCAGAGGAGGCCACCCAGGUGGACAGCAAUGGGAGGGCCUCAUGGUCGCAUGCUACCACGGCUUCCAAAGUGUUGUGGCCCUGCUCAGCCGCUGUCCUUUCCUGGAUGUGAACCAGCAGGACAAAGAAGGAGACACAGCCCUCAUGCUGGCUGCCCAAGCAGGCCAUGUGCCUCUGGUGAGUCUCCUGAUCAACUACUAUGCUGGCCUUGACCUGGAGCGCCGGGACCAGCGGGGGCUAACUGCGCUGAUGAAGGCCGCCAUGCGGGACCGCUCCGAAUGCGUGGCUGCCCUCCUCAUGGCAGGUGCUGACCUGACUGCAGUGGAUCCUGUCCGGGGCAAGACAGCCCUGGAGUGGGCAUUUCUGACCGACAGCUUCGACACGGUGCAAAGGAUCCAGCAGCUGCUGCGGCGGCCCCAAGUGGAGCAGCUCAGCCAUCAUUACCAGCCUGAGUGGCCAGCCUUGCCUGGGCUUGUGGCCCAGGCCCAGGCUCAGGCCGCCCCGUCUUUCCUAGAACGACUUCAGGCCACCUUGAGCCUCCCCUUUGCGCAGUCUCCUCAGGAGGGGGGUGUCCUGGACCACCUUGUGACCGUCACGACCAGCCUGGCGAGUCCUUUCCUCACCACUGCCUGCCACACUCUGUGCCCUGACCACCCACCUGCACUGGGCACCCGAAGCCAGUCUGUGCCAGAGCUGCUAGGCACUGCCCCGCCCCCUCCCCCAGUACCCCAACUCCCCCCGGAAGUCCCUGGCCCCCGGGUCUUCAUUCCCUACCAGAGCCCUCAGGGUGUAUUGAGCAUGUGCCAUCAGUGGCUCCAGCCCAGAGAUAGUACCAGCCCCAGGCCCCAAGCCCCUAAGAUCCUCUUCUCCAAGGCACCCUCAUCUGGCAUUCAGUGGAAGCCAGAGCCCAGGUCUGCAGGGAAUCGAAGGCUGUCCCUUCCUGUCUGGAGAUACCAGGAGCUCAGGAUGGAGAGGAGGAGGCAGGAGGUGGCCAGGUUGGCACAGAGCCAGGGGACAACGGGAUAGGCCGGGCUGGGAACAGGUAAUCAGGCCGCUCCCUGGGGCUCCUUUGCCCUCUAGAGCCCCUUCUGCCUUCCCAUCCACCUCUGUCUAAGUGACUGUACUCUCAGCCUGUGUACAAGGUUAUUCAUACAGCAUCGUUUGCAACAAUAAAAGAGUGGAAACAACCUAGGUGUCCAUCAAAAGGGGACUGGCUAAAUUGAUUCUGAGUGUAAAUACUGCACCCAUAUGAUGUAUUCUAUACAGUGGCAAAACAAGAGUAAGGAAGCUCUUUAUGUUCUGAUGUGAAACUAUCUUCAAGGUGUAUUAAGUGAAAAAAAACAAAAACCAAAAAAACAAGGGCUGGAACAGUGUAUAUGGCAUGCUACUAUUUGUCAAAGUAAGAUCU
Messenger RNA from Balaenoptera musculus (blue whale), 1450 nucleotides. RefSeq names its product ankyrin repeat domain 33 (gene ANKRD33). The record is from RefSeq and is a predicted model, not a curated record. The transcript has 4 exons. Gene Ontology annotation, biological process: negative regulation of transcription by RNA polymerase II; negative regulation of transcription regulatory region DNA binding. The coding region runs from base 85 to 1068 and encodes 327 amino acids. Gene Ontology annotation, molecular function: protein binding. NCBI's taxonomy places the organism in Eukaryota, Metazoa, Chordata, Mammalia, Artiodactyla, Balaenopteridae.